This is a messenger RNA of Diabrotica virgifera virgifera (western corn rootworm), 813 nucleotides long. RefSeq lists its product as uncharacterized. Lineage: Eukaryota; Metazoa; Arthropoda; Insecta; Coleoptera; Chrysomelidae. Gene Ontology annotation, molecular function: nucleic acid binding; zinc ion binding. The record is from RefSeq and is a predicted model, not a curated record. Bases 1 to 813 code for a protein of 270 amino acids. The transcript has a single exon.
AUGUCUACUAAUACUACUCUUGAUGCAAAUACUCAAGCUAUAGUAAGUCCAGCACCAUUUAAUGUUAACCCUCCGGAUAAAUUCAAUUUUUUGGCCCCAGCAAUUUGGCCUGCAUGUAGGAAGAGGCUGGAACGCUACAUGUCGGUAUCAGGGCAGCUUCAAAAGACAGAAAAACAAAAAAUAGAUAUCCUACUGUACCUUAUGGGAGAAGAAUCCGAAGAUAUUUUGAUACAAUUUCAAAAAAUUCCAGAUACUUACGAGGAAAUUCUAAAUGCUUUUGACAAAUAUUUUAUCCCUAGACGUAAUAUUAUAUAUGAACGUUUCAAAUUCAAUUCUACAGUACAAAAACCAGGUGAAAGCAUUGACUUAUUUAUUACUAGCCUACAUACCUUAGCAGAACAUUGUAAUUAUGGGCAACUGAAGGAGGAAUUGAUCCGAGACCUUAUGGUAGUAGGCAUGCUGGACACAAAAACAUCAGAAAGGUUACAGCUAAAAGAAACUCUAACUUUACAGCAAUGUAUAAUGGAAGCAAGGCAAACAGAGUUGCAGGCGGUGCAGAAUAAAGAUUUACUAGGUGUCCAGAGACAUAUUGGUAGAGUGCAACUAAAUCAAAGUGGUGCGAGCACAUCUAAAGUGAGUGAUGGUCAGGGAUCCAGUGGCACUGUGAAAAAGUGCGGUUUUUGCGGGCUACAGUUCCAUUCCCGAGAGCAGUGCCCUGCCAACAAAUCGACAUGUAAGAGAUGCAUGAAGAAAGGCCAUUGGGCUUCCGUAUGUAAAAAAAUAAGGUCAGAUCUGUCAAAAUUGAUUUAUUAG